Molecule: messenger RNA, 1092 nt
Organism: Monascus purpureus
Lineage: Eukaryota; Fungi; Ascomycota; Eurotiomycetes; Eurotiales; Aspergillaceae
Source: the annotation of a GenBank genome assembly
AUGCCACGAAUAUCCACCACCACUAUUCUUCAAGCAUAUCAGCAAAGUCCUCUCUUGCCAUUACUCUUGCAAGAGUGUCGCACGCUUGAAUCCGCAAGGAAUGAGCUCCGCUGGCUACGUGAGCAUGCCAUCUCUCUCAGCACGUCAAGGCUCAACGGCCGAAAUGCGUCCGCAAAUUCUGUCUCAUCAAAACGGACAAACCUAUUGAGGACAAUGUGCAAAAAGCGUGCCAGGGGGAUACCCCUUCAGUAUAUUCUUGGAAAUCAGCCAUUUGGGGAUUUGGAAAUACUGUGUAGGCCCGGUGUGUUAAUUCCAAGGCCAGAGACAGAACUCUUCACAUUUCGGACCGCUAAGUUGAUACUCGAAAUCGCUGCACAACGUAGCUUGGAUGUGCAGUCAAAAUCUUUACGCAUCCUGGAUCUCUGUACAGGCACAGGCUGUAUAUCACUCCUUCUUCAUGCUCUGCUUUCCCCAUAUUUCCCACGACUAUCCAUCCUUGGCAUUGAUCUCAGCAUUGAAGCCAUAGAACUGGCGGAGAGAAAUAUUAGCCAUAACGUGCGUCGUGGCUUACUUUCAACCCGAUCCAUUUCCGAUGUGCAGUUCCGACAGGGUGAUGUCCUCAAUCAGCAAAAAGUUAAUAGUGUUACCAGUGUGGAGGAAAUCCUCCGUGAAAACUUCUCAUCUGCUGAAGGAUAUGAAUGCGACCUUCUCGUCUCAAAUCCCCCGUACAUAUCUCCCACAGCAUUUCGAGGUGGUACUACAGCACGCAGCGUCAGGACCUUCGAGCCAAAAGUUGCACUGGUGCCUCCAACACUGGUACAUAGUGCAGCAACUGAAGUCUGCUUACAGGAAGAUUUAUUCUAUUAUUAUAUUUUCCCAUUGGCACUUAAACUAUGUGCAAAGUUAACAGUUCUUGAAUGUGGUGAUUAUUUGCAGGCUGAACGUGUGGCCACACUGUGCAGAUCUAUUGCGCAGGCCAUGCAAGCCGAAAACUUAGUUAUUGAUGUAUGGAAUGCCGAUAAUGAUUUGCCAGGCAACAUUGAUGGAUCUAUGAUGAAUGGGCCACAUGCAGUUGUUGUGCAGCAGUUAUAG